Messenger RNA from Chaetomium fimeti, 996 nucleotides. RefSeq names its product adenylate kinase-domain-containing protein. NCBI's taxonomy places the organism in Eukaryota, Fungi, Ascomycota, Sordariomycetes, Sordariales, Chaetomiaceae. The transcript is spliced from 2 exons. The record is from RefSeq and is a predicted model, not a curated record. Gene Ontology annotation, biological process: CDP biosynthetic process; 'de novo' pyrimidine nucleobase biosynthetic process; UDP biosynthetic process. Gene Ontology annotation, cellular component: cytoplasm; nucleus. The coding region runs from base 1 to 996 and encodes 331 amino acids. Gene Ontology annotation, molecular function: ATP binding; UMP kinase activity.
AUGGCUGCAUCUACUUCCGGUCGCCAAGCCUGGCGGCACCUGAUGGGCAACACCAGCCGCCAACCUGCUUCGAACAUCCUGCGCCAGCAACAGCAACAAUACCGGCCCGCGUUCAGCCGACAGAUAUCUUCUACGACGAGGGCUUCCUCCCGACGCGCCGUACCGAAAUCCCCGUCCUUCUCUCUCCGCCAGCAGCCCCUCGCGCAACGCUCGUACAGCUCCGGUUCGCAGGGGAAGAAUACCCCUCCAAAGGGCAGCAACAACCAGGUCAAGUUCUGGCCGUUUGUGAUUGUCAUUGCGCUCGGUUCUGGAGGUUACAUGCUCCUGAUCAACCGACAGAAAGAAAUGCCUCCCACCACCAGCACCACGACCGGCGGCCAGGGGUCGACCCCGGCCUUCUCGCCGACCGACGUAACCGUCCUCUUCGUCCUCGGCGGCCCCGGCGCGGGCAAGGGCACGCAGUGCGCGCGGCUGGUGCGGGACUACCACUUCACGCACCUGUCGGCGGGCGACCUGCUGCGGGCGGAGCAGGACCGGCCGGGCAGCCAGUACGGGCAGCUGAUCAAGGACUGCAUCAAGAACGGGGACAUCGUGCCGAUGGAGGUGACGGUGGCGCUGCUGGAGAACGCGAUGCGGGACGCGAUCCGGUCGUCGGGCGGCAAGAAGUUCCUCAUCGACGGCUUCCCGCGCAAGAUGGACCAGGCGCUCAAGUUCGAGGAGGUCGUGUGCCCGGCCAAGCUGGUGCUCUUCUACGACUGCCCCGAGGCCGAGAUGGAGCGCCGCCUGCUGGAGCGCGGCAAGACGAGCGGCCGCGCCGACGACAACGCCGAGAGCAUCCGCAAGCGCUUCCGCACCUUUGUCGAGACCAGCAUGCCCGUCGUGGACCACUACGAGAAGGAGGACCGCGUCGUCAAGGUGAAUGCUACGGAUACGCCGGAUGGCGUCUACGCCGACACCCAGGCGCGCCUGAGGAAGGUUUUGGGAGACAAGCUCUGA